CGCGCAUUGUACAGCGAAUUUCUUCAUGCACAGCAAAAGCAAACAUGGCGUCCACCACUGAUACUCAAAGUGGCCAAGUAAGCGAGAGUCAAGACACGGAUAAUGCAGCUAUUCCGGAAAAUGGGGUGGUGGCUGGAGGGGAAGGUGACCAGCAGCCAGCACAACCACAACCUAACAUGUGGCAGAUGGUGAAGGGUAUGGCAUUCCGCAUGUUCAUCAUCUAUAUGAUUAUGAGCUUCUUCAGAGGUAGAUCCAGCAGUACACCGGCCGACACACCAGCAGGCGAACCAGGCCAAAUAGCCACUAGACCAGGCACCAACCUUUUUUCUACUGGAACUCUCAUGGAUCUGAGAGUAUAUGUAUCGGAGGAGGAGAUCUUUACAGAGUUUAAUAACUCCCAGUUUUUAUUUUGGGAGAUUGAAGAAUUAGAGUAUGGAGACUGGGAAGCUGGUGAAAAGGGUGAUGGAACAUUUGAAUUGGAUGGACAAAUUCAAGCUACAGAGAGUAUGAUGAACAAUGCAUCAAUAUACCUCCAUGUAUUCUUCACAAAAUCAGGGUAUUCCCCAGACCCCAGACAGAGGGGAAAGUAUGCCAAAAAGUACACUGUGUCAAUCUCAAAAAGAAUAAACAAAUUCAAGAAGAGGCGUUUCCAGAAGACAACAAAUUUGUUGACCGGAGAAACAGAGGCUGACCCAGAAAUGAUUAAGAGAGCAGAAUCAGAGGGACCAGUUGAAGUUCUGUCUCACUGGCAUCCUAAUUUGACAAUUUCUCUUGUCCAUGAUCAUUCACCAUGGAAACAAGGCAGUGUUCCUUCACCCCUAGACAAAAUGAUCAAAUUCCAUCCUUCUGGCGACUAUUAUCCUAUUGUCUUCAUCAAUGACUACUGGAAUCUUAACAGUGAAUACCAGCCCAUCAAUGAAACAACAGAGGAAUUACCAUUUCGACUGACCUAUACACCCAUGGGUCUAUUCAAGCUUCAGUUCUAUGCUGCACAGACCAUGAGGAAUCAGUGGUCUGCGCUUCUCGGAGAGGACAAAGGAAAUGAAGAUGAGGAAGAAGAUGGUCUCAAGAGAGCCAUCUUAGAAACCAACCCAUACCUGCUUGGUCUAACCUUUGCUGUGUCCAUUGUACAUAGCGUCUUUGAAUUCCUGGCAUUCAAGAAUGAUAUCCAAUUCUGGAACAGCCGUAAAUCUAUGGAGGGCCUGUCCGUACGUUCUGUAUUCUUUGGUGUGUUCCAAUCCCUUGUGGUACUACUCUACAUCUUGGACAACGAGACUAACUUUGUAGUCAAGGUCAGUGUUUUCAUCGGUCUCCUCAUCGACUGCUGGAAGAUCACCAAGGUCACCAAUCUACAGUUUGACAGAGAGAGUUUAAUCCUAGGAUUCAUUCCAAAGCUAAAAUUCGCUGACAAAGUCUCCUACACAGAAUCAAGUACAAAGCAUUACGACAAGAUGGCGUUCAAGUACCUGUCAUGGUUACUAUUCCCUCUGCUGGCUUGCUUUGCCGUCUACUCUCUCUUCUAUCAGGAGCAUAGAGGCUGGUACUCAUGGGUGCUCAAUAUGCUCUAUGGAUUCUUACUUACAUUUGGUUUUAUCAUGAUGACACCACAACUCUUCAUUAAUUACAAAAUGAAGUCUAUAGCACAUCUUCCCUGGCGUAUGCUGACUUACAAAGCACUUAACACCUUCAUCGAUGAUAUAUUUGCAUUUGUAAUCAAGAUGCCUACACUCUAUCGCAUUGGAUGCCUUAGAGAUGAUGUCGUCUUUCUCAUCUUCUUAUAUCAAAAAUACAUCUAUCCAACUGACUACAAGCGAGUGAAUGAGUUUGGUACUACGGGUGAAAUGCACGCAGCGGUAGACCCAAAUGCAGCAGUCAAUGGGGGCGCCACACCUUCUAUUGAGGCUGCAGAUAAGUCGAGUCAGGAGAAGAAGGACGAUUAAGUUUAGGCUCGAUUUUAUUUCUUUGUGUAUUUGAUGGUGCUGUGAAUGUCCCUCUCUUACAAUAGGAAUUUGUACCAUGCAUGGGGAAAGAAUGACUUGAACCCUUUGCUAUUCUCUCUCUCUCUCUCUCUUUCUCUUUCUCUUUAUCUCUGUCUAUCUCUCUCUCCAUCUCUCUCUCUCUCCUGUAUACCCAUUCAUCAUCUUGAGCAUGAACAUAACAUUUAGUUGGUUUGGGGUUGGUUGUUGUUGGUUUAUUCUACAUAACUUUCCCAGCAAAGAGUGAGUGUGUGUAAGUAAGAUCAAAGUAGUUUGUUGUGCAACCCUGUUUUCUCUCCGCAUUAGAGAUCACAGACAGUCUUGAGUUGCUGUGCACUUCCUAUGAUUAAUAAUACAAAAAAAUUGUCAUGCAAUAUUUGUGCAAGAAGUCAUCAUUAUGUCAUCAAUAAUAUCUUGCCUGAUUGGGUAUUUCAUUGUUGGACAUUGGUAGUAAUUAUUCGGCUUGCAUUAAUGUGAUCUUUUUAUACAGUACAGCAACGUUUGAUGGUUGUGUGUAAAGUAACAAGUAAAGAAACAUAUAUCUAAUGUUUACCAAUACUCUAAGAUUAGUUAGUGCUCAUAUCCAAAGGCAGUAUGGGUUCAAGGACAAGAGAUUGGAUUUAUAGUGUUUUAUCUUGUAUUGCAUACAUUUUGAUGCCAUACUUUGUUGUAUCAUGGCAGCUCAGUGCAGGGCCCUCGAGGAGAACUGUAUCAAUACUGAUGAGGCUACCCUGGGUAAAAAUAACAUAUCAUUAUUAUUAUUGGAAGAGUCAUGUAUAGAAACAUGUUUUUAUCCAGGGGAAAUGGGGGUACUUUCGGAUUAGGGAAUAUGUAAGGUAUAUGUUUUUGUACUUUUUAAAAUAUUUUCUUGAAUUCCAUGUUCUGAAAUGUAAAUUCUUAUGUUAGAAAUCAUGAAUUCAUGAUGAGCGCAAAUUCUUGGAAUGAUGGAAAUAUUUCUUGUAUUUGAAAGGGGAUAAUGAUCUGAUCUCCAGUGUAAUCCUUCUCCCUUGUUUGAGUGGGUAUAUUGAGUAUAGCUAUGUAAUUAGUAACUUUGGGGUGUUUUUUUUGUGGGUUUGUGAGGUAUGUGAAUGUUUUUUUUGGGGGGGGGGGAUGGGCUGGAAAAUGUGAAAACACAUUUGUCAUUGAAGUCUUGUUUUUUUAGAAAAGUAGAGCCACCUGUCAAAACUUUAUUUAAACCAAAAUAUGAAAAUGUAUUUGUUCAUGACAAUCAGAGUACCAAAGAUGUGAUCACAAGAAUAAUUUGUUAAUUAGAUGACUAAGAAAACUAGUCAAAUUAGCUUACGUUGGGGGUGUGUUUUCAUUUUUUACCUGUUAUGGAUUUUUCAUGUUACAUAAUGAAACUCAUGUAUUAUAUUUUGUUCAAUUAAAUGAGCGUUAUGAGGUAAUUUUUUCACAUGUUUUGUAAUCAAUGUCUGUAUAAAGUAAAGAAAUAAAUGGAGAAAUUUGAAGAUUAUUAUGAAUGGACCUUUCCACUUUAAUACUUGCACUUCGAUGGGUCUUAUUCUAUUCUCCUUUACUUGUGAUUUCAAUUUAUACCUGUAUAUAUACACCCAAGUGACAAGUAUAAAUAUGUUCAACCAAUUCUUCUAUGUAUAUUUUGUCCACUAUUUGUGAAACUUGUUUAAUGAUCUGGUUUUAGCCCUCUGUUUUUAAAAAAUUGAUGUUUGUCUUGGUAAAGAUUAGAGAAAGAUUUCCUAUAUACUAGAAUGUUCCCACCAAACUGUGACUGAGGGUGUGCCAUAACAAAAAAUGAUACAAGAGUUUUCAAAGUAUGCAACCAUCAUCAAUGAGAAUCGGUAUGUUGUAUUGUUAGAGUAUCUUCUAAAUCAAAUUCAAAUUUCUUACUAACUUUUUUGGAAAAAAACAAGCAAAACAAGAAAUUUAUCUUUGUUCUGUAAGACCUUAUUUAUUCUAAAGUUAUAGGAACAAUGUUUAUCUUGUUUUUUCUUGGAUGCAGAAAUUCCUAUGAAUUCCAGGCAAUUACUGCAGCAAUGUUACCAAUGAGGUUUCAUCUGUAUAAAUGUAAUAUUUUUAAGAGAUUUAGCACAUUCGAUUCUAGUGACAUUUUUUUCUGGGACACCCUGUAUGUAACCAUUACUGAAUGUGUUGUACAUGUAUGUUCCCCAUUAGAGUUUGUUCUCCCCUUUGUUUAUAGUAGUUUCAGCAUUUUAUCAUAAGUUUAAAUUUAAACUAGUACUAUAUGUGAAACUUUAGGAUAA
Strongylocentrotus purpuratus (purple sea urchin) is the source of this 4216-nucleotide messenger RNA. It is a transcript of the gene clptm1, whose product is annotated as cleft lip and palate transmembrane protein 1 homolog. Bases 45 to 1940 code for a protein of 631 amino acids. The record is from RefSeq and is a predicted model, not a curated record. Gene Ontology annotation, cellular component: endomembrane system; membrane. Lineage: Eukaryota; Metazoa; Echinodermata; Echinoidea; Camarodonta; Strongylocentrotidae. The transcript is spliced from 14 exons.